Molecule: messenger RNA, 408 nt
Organism: Rhododendron vialii
Lineage: Eukaryota; Viridiplantae; Streptophyta; Magnoliopsida; Ericales; Ericaceae
Product: S-protein homolog 5-like
Exons: 1
Coding region: 1-408 (135 amino acids)
Source: RefSeq, a predicted model, not a curated record
AUGGCUCGCUCCUUUCCAUUUGUCAUUCUGAUAUUUCACCUCCUUUGCAUGCAAAUACUAUGUGGGCAAGAAGAUAUGAAGAUUUUCUUUAAAACUACUGUUCACAUUACAAGCGCAGUUGGGGGUCAACUACGGUUUCGUUGCCAGUCCGGAGACGACGAUCUUGGAAAUCAGACGCUUAGCUUUGGUCAAUAUUAUGAUUUUCAUUUCAAUCCUUCUAGCUAUACCCUUUUCUUCUGUCAUUUUUACUGGAAUUCCAAGGACAAAAGCAUUGAUGUUUACAAGCAAAGCCUAGCCGGUAAAUGUGAACAUCGUCUUGUGCAUUAUGACUGCUUCUGGCGUGUGACACCCAUCGGUUUUUAUCUUAGUAGGGAUGACCAGCAUUACCAGCUGAUAAAUUCUUGGUAA